AAGCCAAGCCCAUGUAUACAUAUGUUACAUGUAUCCAAGUCCACUAUCACAACUCAUUUCGCUGGAAUGGAAUUUGUAAAUUGUAAACGAUAUGUCUUGAAAUCUUACUGAAAAUCAAAAUAUCUGGAAUCUCUCACAGGUUUUUCCACAUUGAUUUCUUUUUUAUGGAUCUGGCUUCUGCUACUUUGCACCUUCAAAAUUUCCCGCACUUUCUCUGUUCCCCUAAUCUGUUUUCCGGAAAAAUUUCCAUUUUCCGUAAUAAGAAAAUCAAAAUCAUUACAAGAGCUCUAAAAGAAUGGUGGGAGUACGAGGAUGCUGUGAAGCGAAAGGACCUCGCUGGAGCUCUUCGGUUCUUGAAAUCCAGAGAAACAGAGACGAACAGUGAUAAUAAGGAUAAUUCAGCUGAGACGAUGAAUGGGUGUUCAUCAACUGGGUUCGGAAUCAGUGAUUUGGGGCUGUUUGAGGGGUCACAAAGGGACUGGGAGGUUUUGGAUACUUGUUUAAAUGCUGAUGAUAUGAGGCUUGUUGGCAGUGCUUAUGGUUUCCUUAAGAACAGAGGUCUCUUGCCCAAUUUUGGAAAAUUUACCAACAUUGCUUAUAUUAACCAAUUUACAGUUUUAGAGGGCCCUAGAGAUGUUACGCCGGCUGUCUUCAAGUCUUCAACGGGCUUAGAAGUGUCUAAAUUUGCUCCAAAGAAAUGGGGUCUUUCUGGAGGUUCAAGAUUUGCAAUGAUUGCUUUUCUGGGUGGAGCAUCUUUUCUUGUUUCACAAGGGAUUGAAAUUAGACCUAACCUUGCAGUCAUACUAGGACUAGCCUUUAUGGACUCUAUUUUCCUUGGUGGUACCUGCUUAGCUCAAAUCUCAAGUUACUGGCCUCCAUUCAAGCGGCGUAUUUUAGUUCAUGAAGCAGGUCAUCUUCUGGUAGCAUACCUUAUGGGUUGCCCAAUUCGUGGUGUGAUUUUAGACCCAAUUGUUAUGAUGCAAAUGGGCAUUCAAGGCCAGGCAGGAACUCAGUUUUGGGAUGAAAAGUUGAGUAAUGAGCUUGCUGAUGGACGACUGAGUGGCACUACCUUUGACAGGUACUGCAUGGUUCUUUUUGCUGGCAUUGCAGCUGAAACUCUUGUUUAUGGUGAGGCAGAGGGUGGAGAAAAUGAUGAAAAUCUAUUUAGGAGCAUUAGUGUUCUUUUGCAACCCCCAUUAUCUGUAAACCAGAUGUCAAAUCAAGCAAGGUGGUCGGUUCUGCAGUCUUACAAUUUGCUAAAAUGGCAGAGGCAUGCUCAUCGGGCAGCUGUCAAAGCUCUUGAAAGUGGUAGUAGUUUAAGUGUUGUAAUUAGGAGAAUUGAGGAAGCCAUGUCUUCUGGUGUGUGAGAUUUAGAAGUUGGGGAAGUGGUAAUUUUAUUUUUAUCUGUUGCCUAGAAGGGCAAGAGGAAAUUGGCUGCUGAAGGUUUGAAGUCAAAACUGAUAUUCAAUAGGCAUCUAUUGCUGCGCGGCCUCGUCACUUGGCAAUCCUGAUUUAUAUACUUGAUGUCAAUCAAUUUUCUAUAUUGUCGGAUGAUACUUUUCGCCCCCUAUGGAUUUAUCCAAGAAAGCAUAAGCAAUAGGUUGGCACUACAAGGAAUGAAGGCAGAAUCUCAUGUCAAGCUUUCCAAUCGAUGGAGUCCUGAGCUUCGAGCUUCAUUUGAAAAUUUGACCAAUUCUUAGCACCAAAUAAGAAAUUCUCGUUAUAGUACUCAUCACGUUACCAUUUGGUAGCUAUAUAUUGUCCAUGGUUCACAAUAUUUUAUCUUGUUGAGGAUUUUUGUACAAGAUUGAAAAUACAAGUCUGAUAACAUACCAUGAUUGUCGAAUAAAAUGUUGCAAGGAAAUGAUAACUAUAAUUCUUUUUCUCGGUA
Ricinus communis (castor bean) is the source of this 1891-nucleotide messenger RNA. RefSeq lists its product as uncharacterized. The transcript is spliced from 8 exons. Bases 165 to 1367 code for a protein of 400 amino acids. Gene Ontology annotation, molecular function: metalloendopeptidase activity; ATP-dependent peptidase activity; ATP binding. Lineage: Eukaryota; Viridiplantae; Streptophyta; Magnoliopsida; Malpighiales; Euphorbiaceae. Gene Ontology annotation, biological process: proteolysis. The record is from RefSeq and is a predicted model, not a curated record.